ACAUACACAUAACUUGACAUUUUUAAUCAUUUACCUGUUUUUGGCAAUUCUUGCAUUUCUUGCACAAAUCUAUUCUAAGUUGGGUAUAGUUUGUAUUAUUGGGGUAGAAUCAUUUAUUAGAUACAUACACUUGAGUAAAACUGUUUUAACUUUUCGACGCAGAGAAAUUAAUCUGAACCGCAGUCAAACGUUAACAUUUUAGUAAAAUACAAAGAGAUUUCUAAUAAACACGAAGGUACAAAUACACUAGGGGUCAAUAAAUAUCGCAUUAAUCUUAUAAACAUGUCGAGCACAAAUUAUACAACGCGCACGGAGGGACAGACAAAAAUAUGUACUAUAAUAUGGACCAUACCUACGUUCGUCAAUCUGUUGGAAAAUGUGACCAAGAGGGAAUUUCGAGUUGAAAAAGCUAAAGACCCAAAAACGGAAUUUACUCACUCUAAGUUCCAAUUGAAAAUGCAAUUUUUGGGCCGUUAUAAUGACAUAAUAGAGAUUUCUUAUCUAUCACCAAAUCCGGUUUUUUUGAAGUCCAUUCUAACAAUUUGUUUAAAAAGAUUUGAAGAAAGAACAAUAGUAAUAAAGGAGUAUCACACGGUUCAGGCAAACAAAUGGCAGUACUUGGCUACAUUAUUCAAACGAGAUAUAGCAAGCUAUGAUGGCCGUGAUAUAUUCCUCCUUAGUGAUGGAAGUUUACGACUUAAAGUACAAUUUAUGGUCACCAAUGAUAUAAAAAUAGACCGUUCAACAGUACCUGAAGCACAACUCAGCAAUGACUUAGAGAAUUUACUCAAUGAUGGGUUGUUCUCUGAUGUAAUAAUCAAGUCUGCAGAGGGUAUCGAGUUCAAAGUCCACAAGGCUGUGUUGGCCAGCCGUAGUGCUGUUCUAAAAGCUCAUUUUGAACACAACACCACAGAAUGCUACACUAAUGUUAUUGAAUCGCUUUUAGAAUCAACAGUAUUACAAGAAGUACUAACAUUUAUUUAUAGUGACAAAGCUCCUAGAGUUGAUGACAUUCCAGAAAAGCUUCUAGCAGCUGCCGAUUACUACCAACUUAACAGACUAAAGAGCUUAUGCGAGGAAGCAUUGCAUAAAAAAUUGACAGUAGAGAAUGCUAUAGAAACAUUACAAUUAGCUGAUUUACAUUCAGCAAAUACAUUGAAACAACUCACUCUUGAAUUUAUAAAAGAUGGACAAGCAAAGCUUAUAACAAAAACUGAAGGAUGGGCCCAAGUAAAAUCUGUUGAUUUAAUCAAAAGAAUCUAUGAAUACAUCAUGGCAGAUGAUUUCGAUGCUGAUAUAAAAUGAUGUUGCAACAACAAUAUUCAUCAAAUUGAUCUCAUGAACUCAUAAUGAUAAUCUUUAAAGUAUGCUGUGUCUCAUUACAAUAUAAAAUUAGUUUCAAAUGUUAUAAUCAAAUAUUGAAAGCCUGAAAAUAAGGACUAAGCUAGUAGCAGUAUUGGAUAGGUAAUUCACUUUGUAUGCUGUUUGAUUAGCUAAAAAUAAUUUUACGCAUUUAUAUAAAAAACACAUUUUUUUUGUUAUUUAUCGAAUCAUCAAGGUACUUUGAACUUUGAGACUUAAUUUAGAUUUAAAAAUGUAUUGCGUAUGUUUAUUUAAAAUUUGUGAGCAGAUUAACCACUCCAUAUAAGGGAGUUACGAAGUACAUUUUAAAUAUUUUUUUAAAGAUAGAAUUUUCUUGAAGAUUGUUUUGUUUGUUAAUACUUAAUUUUGAUUGUUUAAAUUAAUUUUUCUCUUUUACAAAUUCAUACAAAUAAUUAAGACUACUCGUGAGGUUCAAACUUGUUAUUAUUUUAGAGAUUAAUUAAAUUAACUUAAUAAAUAUGAUAGUUAACUUUAACAA
Bombyx mori (domestic silkworm) is the source of this 1861-nucleotide messenger RNA. RefSeq names its product speckle-type POZ protein-like. Lineage: Eukaryota; Metazoa; Arthropoda; Insecta; Lepidoptera; Bombycidae. The transcript has 2 exons. The record is from RefSeq and is a predicted model, not a curated record. Gene Ontology annotation, cellular component: cytoplasm. Gene Ontology annotation, biological process: proteasome-mediated ubiquitin-dependent protein catabolic process; regulation of proteolysis. Bases 283 to 1305 code for a protein of 340 amino acids. Gene Ontology annotation, molecular function: ubiquitin protein ligase binding.